AGGUUAUAUAUACUUUAAAAAAAUGUCAUCAGUUUCAGUAUUUUGUUGUUUAAAAGGGUGUUUAACUAAUUUCAAGUUUUCCCCGACAGUACAUCAUGCCCCAAGAGAAAACCCCAUUCAGCUCGACACUGCCUUUAUGGGAUACGAAGUGGUUGUAGUUAAAGGGGGCUUGAGAGUAUGUGGUUCAGGAGCCGUUUUAGGGAAUGCUCCUUUGGUUCAGUCCAAGUCUUAUUUCGAAGUAAAAAUUCAGCAAAGCGGCUCGUGGUCUGUGGGAUUAGCUACUCGACAAACCGAUCUUAGUUUAACACAAGGUGGCCAAGAUGAAUAUUCUUGGGCUUUAAGUAAUGACCAAUUGAUUCGUCAUAAUAAACAAGAGUUGCAUAAAAUUAGUUUGAAUACCUCCGAAGAGGAUAUAACUCAAAUACAGGAGGGCGACAUUAUUGGUGUAGCAUUUGAUCAUAUCCAGUUAAAAUUUUUCGUUAAUGGUAAAGAAAUUGAUCACACUGUGACGAAUAUUAAAGGACCAGUGUAUCCAGCAUUAUAUGUGGACGAUGGAGCAAUAUUGGAUAUAAUUUUAGACAAUUUUAAUCAUCUACAGCCCUCCGGAUUUGAAAAAAUUAUGCUUGAACAAUCGCUUCUUUAAAU
Molecule: messenger RNA, 645 nt
Organism: Phyllotreta striolata
Lineage: Eukaryota; Metazoa; Arthropoda; Insecta; Coleoptera; Chrysomelidae
Source: the annotation of a GenBank genome assembly